Molecule: messenger RNA, 1910 nt
Organism: Diaporthe batatas
Lineage: Eukaryota; Fungi; Ascomycota; Sordariomycetes; Diaporthales; Diaporthaceae
Exons: 2
Coding region: 106-1386 (426 amino acids)
Source: RefSeq, a predicted model, not a curated record
CAACGCUCACCAACACUAACCUAAAAACGAAACCACGCAAGGGGUGCCACUUUUCUUGGUUCGUAACAAUACCGCACAACAAUCGUUUGUCACUGACUCAUCGUUAUGGAGCCUCCGUCUAUUCCAUCCGCCCAUAAAGUCGGCGGCAUGCCGCUGCAACAACGAGCUGAAAGAGUUGCUAGGAUUAGAAAAAAUAAAGAUUCGAAGCGGGCCCCAGCAUCAGGUGUGGCGAGAGCCUCCCCCAAGGCCAAUGAUCCUGAGGUAGCUCAAUGGUAUGCCCUCGGCGGUCGCACCAGGGUCGUUUUUGACCCCAAUGUCCCGACACCCGGCAGCAGCAUGAUCCAGACCGCCCAAGGCCCCCAGGAAAACCUGCCCAGGCCUUCCGGGCUCCCUAUGCCGCAAGUGCCCGAUCAAGCGUCCGAUGCGUCGUUAGACGACAGGGCCUCCCUUCUCGAAGCUCCUGGCCCAACCUGUCUACCACCAUGUGAUCCCGAGUACAGGAGAACAAAUGUCUACCACACCGCAUACCGCCUCGAACGGGAAAAUCAUGCACUGAAAGCCCAGCUUACUCAACAGGAAAUCCAGAUCGAUGGUCUUGUCCGGCAGUUAAGCGAAUCUCAAGAACUACAGAAGAAAGCGGAGCAGGAGAUCUCCAAUCUCAGAAAAAGUUCAGACAUUCAGACUAAACCGAUUGACGACUUCAUAUCGCAAAGCCUGGGACACAGACUCAGUGGAAACAUUACGGCGUUACAAGACGACGUCUCUCAGAAUGAUGACAAUGCCAAUGCUGCGCUCAAUGAAACGGAGAGAUUCUUAAAACGGCUAAGGAAGAAUCGCCUUCAAGUGGAGGAGAGGCGUUUGCAGGAGGAUCGAGAGGGAUCAUUUCUUUCAAGACUGUAUGACCCGCUGUGGGAGGAGAAUAACUACAUGCUGCCGCCCCGAAAUCAGCCCCAGCCGCAUCCCGCAGAGCUCGGGUCUAAGCGGACUCCAAUCGGGUCUAUUCCCGAGAGACAGGCUGACAAGCUCGGCGAGUGCGAGAGGAGACUUGCCGAGUUGAGUACAAAGCUUGAGUGGUGUGAAGCGAACCGCAAAAAGAUGCAACGGGAAUGGGAUGAGCGGCUCGCGAUGGAAAUGAAGUGGCGCGAUGACCUGUUGGCUAUCAUCAAGUAUAACGACAUGUCUCGUGUGGAGAGAGGCAGAGAAGACCCGGCAGCUCUUGUACCCAUCCAGCAGCGGGCCGAAGGAGCUCAGGGAGACUCGGCGGGGCCCCAGCAAGACGCGGUUUUCCCGGCUAUUACAACCACAUCGAGCGGCACCUUCGGAAUUUUCACUUCUUCUAUGCCACCGGUUCCAGGUGGUUUUGCUUCUAAUCCCCCAUACGUAUAGAAUGCGUGUGACGCCUUCAUACAAUGGUAAAUACUCAAAACCAAGCGUUUAAAUAAGGGCAUAUCUAUAGCAUUGGAGUACUCAGUCUGACCAGGCGGGCAUUGCGAACACUGGAGGGCGGGUUGGAAUAUACAGUAGGGAAACGAUACCUAGGUAGUCAGGCCCCGGAUGCUGGGCUUGGCGCGGCCGGCCGGCCGGCCGUACUCCGGGGCCGGGGGGGCGCAAAACGGCGACGAUGACUACGGCGACGAUAACUAAUCCAGCAAUUUGUUUGGCAUGUUCGAUGUACUUUGCAAAAAGGAGCCAAAAAUGGAAAAGACAUACAGCACCGGGUAUUCGCUGGUCGUCACCGACCCAACUACUAAUCCAGCGAUUAGUGGCUUGACUAUGGGAGAGCGGACGGGAUCCCGUAUUUUCCACUAUCUAUGGCCGUAUGUGCUCUAAACAAGGGAAUGGUAAACUAUAUAGGAAAUAACUUUUCUCUAGUCAGAGGGAGCUAUGUAGACCGCAAGGAUGAACCCAGC